Entrophospora candida is the source of this 1239-nucleotide messenger RNA. The record is from the annotation of a GenBank genome assembly. Lineage: Eukaryota; Fungi; Glomeromycota; Glomeromycetes; Entrophosporales; Entrophosporaceae.
AUGCAUAAUAACAAUAAAUCAACGAAUCCUCAAAAAAUUGAAAUUAUACCAAAAUUCACUCUUCGAUCAAAACACAAUUUAUAUCAAGUACCUGUUGCAUAUAAAACUUGGGGCAAAUUGAAUGAAAACAAAGACAAUGUCAUGGUAAUAUGUCAUGCUUUUAGUGGUAGUGCUGAUGUAGAAGACUGGUGGGGUCCACUAAUUGGAAAAGGUAGAGCAUUUGAUCCAACAAGAUUUUUCAUAUUUUGCGCCAAUGUUUUGGGUUCACCAUAUGGGACUGCAUCACCUUUAACUAUAAAUCCUGAAACUGGGAAACCAUAUGGGCCAGAAUUCCCUCUCACAACUAUCAAUGAUGAUGUUCGACUUCAUAAAAUGGUGCUUGAUUCUUUAGGAGUAAAGCAGAUUGCAAUUUGUAUUGGUGGAUCAAUGGGUGGAAUGCAAGUACUUGAAUGGUCAUUUUUUGGUCCAGAAUAUGUCAAAAUUAUUGUUCCGAUUGCAACAUCUGCACGGCAUUCUGCUUGGUGUAUAAGUUGGGGCGAAGCUCAGAGACAAUCGAUCUACAGUGAUCCAAAAUAUCGCGAUGGAUUUUAUGAUCCAGAUGAGCCACCAACUACAGGACUUGCAGCUGCUCGUAUGGCAGCUUUAUUAACCUAUAGAUCACGUAAUUCAUUUGAAUCAAGAUUUGGUAGAAAUUAUCAUGACCCUACAAAAUUCCCUGCUGCUAAUACUACCGCCAGCUCUCCAAAAAUCAAACCUUCGACAUUAUCUGGUCAGGCUUUACUUAUUCAUAAUGAUGGUCAUCGCAGAGACAAAUUUGUUAAAAGAUUUGAUGCAAAUUGUUAUAUUAAUAUAACACGUAAAAUGGACACUCAUGAUAUUGCUUAUGGUAAACAUGGAAAAAUGGAAGACAUUUUAAAUAGUAUAAAACAACCUACUUUGGUCAUAGGAAUUAAAUCUGAUGGACUUUUUACAAUUUCUGAACAGUAUGAAUUAGCAGAUCAUAUUCCAAAUGCAGAAAUGAUUACAAUUGAAUCACCAGAUGGACAUGAUGGAUUCUUACUCGAAUUUGAUCAGAUGAACAAACACAUUCUUAAUUUUAUCAAGAAACAUUUAUCAACCAUUUAUAAAGAUGGAGGAGAGCAAGAAGAAGAAAAUUCAACAAUAGCUAGUGGUGAAAUAAUAGCCACAAAAAAUGGUUCGUUUGAUGGACCAGAGGUUGAAGAUAUAUUGAAAUGGUAA